Messenger RNA from Amaranthus tricolor (Joseph's coat), 1641 nucleotides. Its product is annotated as cysteine synthase, chloroplastic/chromoplastic. The coding region runs from base 255 to 1412 and encodes 385 amino acids. The record is from RefSeq and is a predicted model, not a curated record. Gene Ontology annotation, cellular component: cytoplasm. The transcript is spliced from 10 exons. Gene Ontology annotation, biological process: double fertilization forming a zygote and endosperm; pollen tube growth. Lineage: Eukaryota; Viridiplantae; Streptophyta; Magnoliopsida; Caryophyllales; Amaranthaceae. Gene Ontology annotation, molecular function: cysteine synthase activity.
UGAGAAUCGAAAUCUUGUCACAAGAGCAGCAGAUGAGAGCAAAUAAAAAAUUUGGAUCAUUGUAUGUUUGUAUGUUUGGAUUUUGGUGUAUUCCAAUUUCCAACCACAUCUAGUGAAAAACAUUGGACUAACACCAUACCAACGAACGAGUGACAAAAACACACAUUAUUAUUACACUUUCUAAAAAAUAUAUUCCAAUUCUCUAGUCCUAGAGAGAGAAAAUCACAAGUAGAGAACUGUGCUGUCAUCCAUCCAUGGCGUCUCUAGUCAACAAUUCCUAUGGUGCCCUUAGUAGCUCCAGGCCAGAGCUUCGAGAAGUUAAGAGCCUCACCAAUUUCAGAGUUGGAUUUCCAUCAUCAUCCAUUUCUUGCAAGAAUCUCAAAAAGCCUUCAUGUUUCCCUAUUCUUUGCAAAGCCGUGUCUGCAUCGCCUCACGCUGCCAUUGAAGGCCUUAACAUCGCUGAAGAUGUUUCUCAGCUAAUUGGAAAAACUCCAAUGGUAUAUCUCAACAAUGUUGUAAAUGGAUCAGCUGCAAGCAUUGCCGCGAAGCUUGAGAGUAUGGAGCCUUGCUGCAGUGUCAAGGACAGGAUUGGUUAUAGUAUGGUUGAUGAUGCUGAGCAGAAAGGAGUUAUAACACCAGGAAAGACUACUCUAGUGGAGCCUACCAGUGGGAAUACAGGAAUAGGUCUUGCAUUCAUUGCUGCUGCUAGAGGAUACAAGCUUAUCUUGACUAUGCCAGCCUCCAUGAGUAUGGAAAGGAGGGUUAUCUUGAAAGCGUUUGGAGCUGAAUUGGUCUUGACUGAUCCAGCUAAGGGCAUGAAAGGAGCAGUUGAAAAAGCUGAAGAAAUUUUGAAGAGUACUCCUAAUUCUUACAUGCUCCAACAAUUUGACAAUCCUGCAAACCCCAAGAUACAUUAUGAGACAACAGGUCCUGAGAUCUGGGAAGACACAAAAGGCAAAGUGGACAUUUUAGUUGCUGGUAUUGGAACUGGAGGGACAAUUUCUGGUACUGGUCGGUAUCUUAAAGAACGUAACCCUGGUGUAAAGGUCAUUGGUGUUGAACCUACAGAGAGCAACAUACUUUCUGGUGGAAAGCCUGGUCCGCAUAAGAUUCAAGGGAUUGGAGCUGGUUUUGUUCCCAGUAAUUUGGAUUUGGGUGUUCUUGAUGAAGUUAUAGAGAUAUCUAGUGAUGAAUCGGUUGAAACUGCAAAGCAAUUGGCACUGAAAGAAGGCUUGUUGGUUGGCAUUUCCUCUGGAGCUGCUGCAGCAGCUGCUAUCAGGGUUGGUAAACGACCUGAAAACGCAGGGAAACUUAUAGCUGUUGUGUUUCCGAGUUUUGGCGAGCGAUAUCUGUCAUCGGUUUUGUUUGAGUCUAUUCGGGAUGAGUGCCAGAACAUGAAGCCGGAAUCAUAGAAACUCGUCACACGUUUGACUCAUUGUUUUCUCAAUUGAACUAGAACAAAUAGACCUUAACAGCCCAUUGUUGUUUCAUUUUAGGGUUGUGCAUCUUGGUUUCUUGUCAUGUUUGCAAAUUGGAUACUUGGAACUCUGAAGUCUUUUCUUUUUAUUUGAUAAAAUCCAUGAUCAAUAAACCAUCUGUUUUGAGUAGAAAAUGAUCUAUUCAUGGAAAAUUUGUUUUUAA